CGCGUCAGCAGGCUUCGAGCUUUCAGCCUGACGGAAUCGGGUCUCCGAGACGUUUCCCGUCCUUGGGGGGCGGAGAAGGUGAAGGAGCUAAGUGGGUGCCAACGAAAACUCUCAAGAUUGUCCCUACUCGGGAGACACCCCAGGAAGAGGAAAAGGAGACGAAGGACAAUGCAGACCUGUAUGAAGUUGCUUCUCCUGGUAAGCCUGUCAACACCUGUGGCAGGGAAUCAGAUCUUACACUGGUGGGCGAUCUACAUGGACCCCCCAUGGCCUCGAGUAGUAGCUUGGGGUGAACAGUUACCUAACCUUGUAUUCCAGGGGACUGCAUCACAAAUGGUGAGGAAUGAGUUUGACCUCCCCACACAAACUAAUGUGACUUCAUCGUCAGUAAAAUACAACUUCACAGGACUGUCCAUGCGGCAGCCGCUUUGUUGGUCCUGCACCAACAACGUGGAGGGCUGCAUACAACUGCAGAACGUCACCCUUGCCAUGAACAUUCCCGGCAUGGGGCCACACCACAUUCACCUACUCGGCGGACAGGGGACGCCCUGCUCUAAUGCCACCUCCCUGCGCGCGGGGGGUCUGGACAAAUGUAAGGUGAACAGUGACUCUGGUUCUGGCUGGCCUCGUGUGGAGACUUGUGUAGCGGCACACCGCCACUGCAUGAACUUUAAUGGGACUGUUGUUCAAUCAUGGCAUGACACUUACACAUGACAAUUCUACUUACAACUGGACAGUAAUCAGAAACCACUUGAAUGGUCUAUUCUUAAACAAUACAAUAGAAUCUGACAUUGAAACUUUAUACAGCUUAGCCUCUGAAAUAAAAAAGGCUUCUGAACAGGACUUGGAUCCUGACAAAACAGCAGAGAAAAUCAUACAUUGGUUUGAUAAUGCCUCCAAUUGGUGGGGGUCAUUUGAGUAUUGGAUUAUAUUGAUUGUUGUAGCAUGCUUACUUUUAUGCUGCUUGCCUAUUGUAGCUGUAUGCCUCUUGAAAGUAAUGAUCUCCAAGUUCAAAAAUGUUAUGUCUCAGCUACAAGUGCUGAAAGACACUCACCCACAACGACGCCUUCUUUAAAACAAAAAGGGGGAAUUGUUAGGGUAAAUGUCUCACGGUCUCAUGAGAGCUCUGU
Vombatus ursinus (common wombat) is the source of this 1130-nucleotide messenger RNA. RefSeq lists its product as uncharacterized. The annotation marks the transcript as partial. NCBI's taxonomy places the organism in Eukaryota, Metazoa, Chordata, Mammalia, Diprotodontia, Vombatidae. The record is from RefSeq and is a predicted model, not a curated record. The transcript is spliced from 2 exons.